AUGAAUUCAUUAAUGUCAGCUUUAGCUCUUUCUGCUCUAAGCCCACGAAUUUCUGCAACUCAACAACUUCCUUCUUCUCAAAAUUUUCAUCAUUCAUCAAAAUGCUCUCUUCAAACCUCUUCUUCCCUUAUUUCAGUGCCUCACAGUCACACCAAUUCUUCCUUGGAUGCUUUAUCAGCAAUUCAAGAAUCUGGGAUUAUCGCUUGCCUCCGCGCUGAUAGUGCAGAGCUGGCAUUUCAAGCUGCAUGUGCUGCUUUAGAUGGUGGAGUGACCGCGCUGGAAAUUGUAAUGUCCAAUCCGGGUGUUUUUGAGGUCUUGGAGAAGCUAAUUGAGUUUUACCCAACAAGAACUUUUGGUGUUGGAACAGUUUUAAAUCCUGUAGAUGCUAAUACUGCUAUUAAAUUUGGAGCUAAGUUUCUUAUGAGUCCAGCAAUGGUGAAGGGUAUUCUAGACUAUGCUUCCUGCUGUGAAGUGCUAUACAUACCUGGGGCCAUGACUCCAACAGAGAUAUUAUCCGCAUUCGAUGCUGGAGCAAAAUUGAUCAAGGUAUACCCUGUGUCCUCAAUUGGUGGCGUUCAAUACAUAGGAGCUCUAAGAAAGCCUUUCCCGCACAUUCCAUUGGUUGCAUCUCAAGGCAUUACAUUGGAUUCAGUUUUUGAAUAUAUUGCCCAAGGUUCAGCAGCCGUGGUUUUAUCAGAUGCUAUAUUCGAUAAAAAAGCUAUGGCUGAAAGAAAUUUUGAGGCCAUAUACCAGUUUUCACGAUCUGCUGUAUUGUUUGCUAACAGGGCGCUGAAAAGGAAACAGAGAAAUAUGCGGUAA
Oldenlandia corymbosa var. corymbosa is the source of this 819-nucleotide messenger RNA. NCBI's taxonomy places the organism in Eukaryota, Viridiplantae, Streptophyta, Magnoliopsida, Gentianales, Rubiaceae. The record is from the annotation of a GenBank genome assembly.